CCCCCUCCCGGGACGCAGGGCUGUGCUCCACUCUCGUGGCCUCCGUCACCCGCUCAGCUCCCUGCCCUGGGCGGGGAGGCCGGCUUGUGGGGUUGAGUGGCCCGAGCUGAGGGCGCUGAGAGCUCAGGUCGGCGACGACGACGGCGUUGAUAUCGGUGGUAACAACGGCCUCAGCAGGCGGGGAAGAUGAAAGGUAGCCGGAUCGAGCUGGGAGAUGUAACACCACACAAUAUUAAGCAGCUGAAGAGAUUAAACCAGGUCAUCUUUCCUGUCAGCUACAAUGACAAGUUCUACAAGGAUGUGCUGGAGGUUGGCGAGCUAGCAAAACUUGCCUAUUUCAAUGACAUUGCAGUCGGUGCCGUAUGCUGUAGGGUGGAUCAUUCACAGAAUCAGAAGAGACUUUACAUCAUGACACUAGGAUGUCUGGCACCAUACCGAAGGCUAGGAAUAGGAACUAAAAUGUUAAAUCAUGUCUUAAACAUCUGUGAAAAAGAUGGCACUUUUGACAACAUCUAUCUGCAUGUCCAGAUCAGCAACGAGUCAGCAAUUGACUUCUACAGGAAGUUUGGCUUUGAGAUAAUUGAGACCAAGAAGAACUACUACAAGAGAAUAGAGCCCGCAGAUGCUCAUGUGCUGCAGAAAAACCUCAAAGUCCCUUCUGGCCAGAAUGCAGAUGUGCAAAAGACAGACAACUGAACAAAUUACACAUGAACUUUCUUGCACUUGCUUGUCGCCAAAUAAAAGAAAGGCCCAUUGAUUUUUUUCCCCCUUUUCUUUUAAGACUUUUCCCACUCCUUGUUCUUGUUUUUCCUCCUUUCUUUCCUUCCCUUUCCUCUAAAAGUUUUAAUACUUUCAAAAUUAAUCAUGUUUGGGUUGUUUUUGUUUUCUUAUUUUGUGAGGUGAGGUGAUUGUAGUAAGGAGAGGUAUAGAUCUGUUUAUUUCACAGUUACGAUAUAUGGUCCCGAAAAUUUGGAUGUCAGUUUCAAUUUAGUUUUAGCUUUUUUUAUGUCCUGCUUUCACAUUGAAGGGCAGAGCCUACAAAAUAUUAUAUAUUUCAAAAGACAAAGAAGCAGCAGCAAUAUCUUGUUCUCUAAAUAGACAAGUUUAGUGUGUUUGUGGUACUUUGGGUUUUUCAAGACUGUUUGUGGGAUACUAAUCCCUAGACAUUGCCUUCAACUCCACCUUUAUACUUCUAAGUACUAUCUCAGGAGUUGGACCAUUGUUAUCCUUGUAAAAAAUACUAAGCUUAUUUUGUUAUUUUAAGCAAUUGUUUCUUCCUCAUUGGUGGCUGAGGGUGGGUGGGAUAGUUUGGGUAGGUAGUGUUAGACUUGGGUCUCAAUAUUUGAGUUAAACUGCUUUUUAAUAAUGAGUUGGUUGGUUGUUAGCAGGUAUAUUUUUCCUGCUGUUGAUUGUUAUUAGUGGCAUUAACUUUUAGAGUGUGAGCUGGUGAGAUUGAUUUUUUUAAAAUAUCCCAGCUAGAGAUAUGGCCUUUAACACUGACCUAAAGAGGUUUGUUGUGAUUUUUUUUUUUUCCCUCCCUUUUCUUUAGUAAACUCACAGUAGUUAGUCUAACCUUCAAAAUGGAGUUGAUGUCCUUAUAGGUCAAUACCCCUGAAGAAUCCUGAAGCAGGUGUUGUCUCUUGGACAUACUAAAACAUACCUAAAAGUAAGUUUAGAUGGACUUGUGGCACAAUAAAUGCAUUGAAUGUCAGCUAAUGCAGGCUGUUAAAAGUGUGGCCACUGAGCAUUUGAUUAUAUAGGAAAGAAUAUCUAGACAGUAUUUUUGAGAACGACGUAGCUGUGCUAUUGCUUAUCUGUUGGAGAACAUCCCAGAUUUGCUUACAUUCUGUGCCUAUGAUACUGAGUUUAAGGAUUUGGGGGAGGGAGAAUUGUUAAACAUUGCUUCUAUUCUUGGAAAAGUAAAAGUCUAGAAGUGUUACUAAUGCAAAUGUCACUGUGACCUCCUCUACUGACAGGACUGGUUUAUGCCAGAUCAUUUUCUGGUGUAUAAGGAAUGGUUUUGACGGGUUGAUAAAUUUUUGUAAGAUAGGAGACAUCUGAAAUUUCUUGUUUUCCUCCAUAGACCCAUCUCCAAUAUUUAAAUUUUUAUGAUUGCCAGUAUUGGUGGCCCAACAAAUGAUCUCAUUAGACUUUAAAACAGUGCACAGAGUUUGAAGAUUCUGUCGUUUGACUUUCAAAGGAAGGUUGGUUCACAAUAUUUAUCCUCUUAUGUAAAUUCUGCUAUGAAAGUCUCAUCUCUCCAAAUAUGUUACAUGACAAAAUUAUUUUACACAAUGUUUAUGCACACUUUAUAAUCUUAAGUUCUUAUUUGAGAAUGUGAAAGUACAGAGUACAAUAGACUUCAGCAGUCUUAACUGAGUGCCAAGAAUAAUACAGAAAAGGAAGAUAGUUGAUGGAUGAGUUUAUAUAUGGUUCUAAUCUUAAGAUAGUAAAAAUGUAGAAAGACACCAUGCUUGUUUCUUGAGUAUCAGUUACUUCAGCAGUCGAAAUCUAAGCUUAGAAUAAAAGUUUAGCAUUAAGCACCUUUACCUUCAUGGAUAAGCUUCUGCUUGCUCUUGCCAAGAGAAGAGUGCUUGAGUUACAGAAGGCAUAAUUAGUUUGAAGAAUUCAGCCUUUUUGUAAACUUCCAGAUAUCAAAAUAGAUUUUGAUAUAUAAAUGAGUUUUCUGAGAUGACACUGCCUCUAUUUCUAUAACCAUUUCACCUGGACUAUCUAAUCAGUCCUAUGAAUGUAUCCCUAAAUGUGGUUAUUGAAAACCGAAUAGCUGCCUCAUGACAAGUACAUGUUAUUUAAGGAGGAAAAAAUAUUAAAUUUUGAAUUGAGUGUGUAGGCUCCCUAUCAUUAUAGUGUUUCUUUUCCACACUAGUCCGUGACUUUACCCUAAAUUGUAAAUGUUUGUAAAGGGUUAAUUGUCCUACAUCAGACUUGUGUUAAAUAAUUCCAUCCACUUGCGGAGGAGGACACAGGAGAGGUGGAAGCUGGGCGCUAGUUCUUACGCUUAUGAGUCAGUAAAAACAAAAUAAUGCCCCCUGUUGAGUCGGUUAUUUUGAAAUGUGAUGAAAACUAUUAUUGAAGUAAAACAAUUCUAUUAACUGGACAGGUGGUUUUUACUGUGGGGCAAAUAGGUAAAAAUUAUACUGUAUGGCAGUUGCAUUUGGGUUCUAAAGAAAAGAAUCUGCAGAGAAAUCUAUGCAAUAUAUAAUUUGUCCAGAUUAGUUUUUAUAUGGGGAAAGAAGUUCUGAAAUAUCCCCAAAGCAGUUUACUCAUCAAUUGAAAGUCCUCCAAAAACAGAACUAUUGGGAAACCGUGGUAUGUGGGAUGGAAAAGAAAAGCUCCCUCAGUUUUUUGGAGGGAAUAACUUUAAAAAUACUUAAAUGGCUAAGUUUACUUGGUGCAGUUAAGAAUUAAACUUGUUGAUUUUACAUUGCUGUUACAUCUGAAAUAAACUUAUGUGAUGUUCUGGUAGUAA
Messenger RNA from Miniopterus natalensis, 3490 nucleotides. RefSeq names its product N-alpha-acetyltransferase 50, NatE catalytic subunit (gene NAA50). Gene Ontology annotation, molecular function: acyltransferase activity, transferring groups other than amino-acyl groups. The record is from RefSeq and is a predicted model, not a curated record. Gene Ontology annotation, biological process: mitotic sister chromatid cohesion. NCBI's taxonomy places the organism in Eukaryota, Metazoa, Chordata, Mammalia, Chiroptera, Miniopteridae. Gene Ontology annotation, cellular component: NatA complex.